AUGAUUUCAAGGAACUUUUCUUUGUUUACUCGAAGAUAUGCUUCUAAUUUAAGUGGAAGUGAAGUUAAACAUGAGUUUCUACGGUUUUUCGAACAAAAAGCACAUAAAAUAGUUCCUUCUGGAUCUGUUAUAGCUGACGAUCCAACAUUAGCCUUUACAAAUGCUGGAAUGAAUCAGGUAGUGUUUUUCUUCAUGUUUUUUAUAUUGAAGUUUAGUUCAAGCCGAUCUUCCUUGGUCAAGUUGAAUCUUGUUUCCCUCGAGUUGCUAAUUCUCAAAUCUGUAUUAGAACUGGAGGAAAACACAAUGAUCUGGAAGAUGUUGGAAGGGAUAUGCAUCAUCAGACAAUGUUCGAAAUGCUGGGAAACUGGUCGUUUGGAGACUACUAUAAUGUAAAGGAUAAUAUUGAUGUUUUAUUUGGUUUAGAAAGAAGCUUGUGAGUUCGCAUGGGAGUUUCUGACGGAGAAGAUGAAGAUACCAGCACACAGGCUUUACGUUACUUACUUUAAUGGUGAUCGAACUUUAGGAUUGAAGCCAGACAUUGCAUGUAGAGACAUUUGGAGGAGUCUUGGGUAAGUGAUGGCUUUAUAUUGUAUAUCUUCUGUUGGAUGUUAUACAUGUUAUACCUGAAAUCUAUAAUAGUUUUAAAAUAAACUUUUUUUUCUAGAGUAUUAGAAGGCCACAUUGUGCCAGCUGGUUACGAGUCCAAUUUCUGGGAAAUGGCUGACAGAGGACCUUGUGGACCAUGCACGGAGAUUCACGUAGAUCGACGAGAUAGAACAGGCCAGUCUCAUCUUGUUAACGUUGAUGGUUCUGAUGUGAUUGAAUUGUGGAAUUUGGUGUUUAUGCAAUACAAUCGCACUGAUAACACGGUUUUUGAGUCGUUACCUACAAAAAACAUUGACUGUGGUAUGGGAUUCGAAAGAUUGGUCAGUAUUGUUCAAGGAGUGGAUUCAAAUUACAGAACUGAUCUUUUCAUGCCUUUGUUGAAAAAGAUUGAUCAGGUAAUUUAACCAAUGUAUUUUUUAUGUUAUUUUAGUUGUCUGAAGUGGAACCAAACUGUGACGAGAUUGAAAUAGCGUACAGAAUCUUGGCAGAUCAUCUGAGAGCAGUACCAGUGGCUCUGGCAGGUGGUGCAAAUCCUUCAGCAAACAGAUUCCGGGCUUUGAGAGCGAUGCUGAAGCACAUGGUCACUAUUAGCCGAGAAACACUGAAUAUCGGAGAUCGACUACCGGAAUUGGUCGAGUAUUCACUCGAUUUUCUUGUAAGUUAAAGCUUUUUAUCUUUUUUGCUGAUAAAAGCUUAAUUUUGUAUAUAUGUAAUUUUUAUAGGGACUAGCGUUCCCACAACUUCAAGUUGAACAAAACAGAAAGUUAAUAUUAAAAACAAUCGCUCAAGAGUUGAAAGCUCAAGGAAAGUACAAAAGAACGUCGGAGUUGGCCUUCUUUGAUAUGAUAAACGGUUUGAAAAGAGGAGAAAAGCUGUCAGGUAAGCGAAGUUCGUUACGAUAUUUUUGUUGUAAAUCAACUAUGCUAAAGUAUUAUGUCAAAGCGUAUGUUUUAUCUUUUUUUUCAGUGGGAAAACAGUUGUAUCUCUUCGUAAACUUCAAUUGUAAACUGGAAUGGAUGAAAGAAUUUGGAGAGAGAAAAGGAGUUGUACUAGAAGACGGGUUUGACAAGCUUUAUGAAGAAUAUAGGGUAAGUUGAGCUUAAUUUGUUUGAGGUAGUACUUAUCAUGCAUCAUACGUUAUAUCAUGUGUUUUAGGUAACUAAAGUAAUGCCAUGGACCAAGACAAAGAGUUUUGCCGCGAAUUAG
Molecule: messenger RNA, 1812 nt
Organism: Bursaphelenchus okinawaensis
Lineage: Eukaryota; Metazoa; Nematoda; Chromadorea; Rhabditida; Aphelenchoididae
Source: the annotation of a GenBank genome assembly